AUGUAUCUCCCUCAACCCACUUAUACUUUCACCAUCCCAUCAGUCUACGAUGGUAUUCAACUUGAUUGCCGCCUCCACGUGCCCCGCCAACUGAGUGCGCCCGAAAAUCCACACCGGGGCCCAAUAUCCGGAGCUAUAGUUGCCCAUCCAUAUGCCACCCUGGGUGGAUGCUACGAUGACCCCGUCGUGAAUUUUGUUGGGAGUGAACUCCUCGAUGCCGGCUACGUGCUGGGGACUUUUAAUUUUCGAGGAGCCGGAGAAUCGGAGGGGAGUACUAGCUGGACAGCACGGCCUGAGCUGGCAGAUUAUGUCUCUUUCUACGGGUUCAUGCUCUGCUAUUUGCAGCUUCUAAGAACGCGACUCAUUUCAUCAAACCCGGAGCCAGAAGACACGGUAGAUACGACCCAGACCGGGUCUGGAGAGGGACCUGCGAAGAUCCAUCUUGUAUUAGGCGGGUAUUCGUAUGGAUCAAUGAUCGCAUCGCAUCUCCCGGCAAUUGGUGUCAUUGCCGAUCUUUUUGAGAAUAGUACCCCUGAAACUGCUUCCUAUCAGAUCCGCCGAGAAGCAGAGAAAGUUUUUGCGCUGUCAUCAGAUAUCCAAAAAUCUCCAGACCGACUAUCGGCAUCUCCGGAGGCGUCAAAUUCCAAGGGAGCUCUCCGUAUCUCGCGCGCAAGGAUCUCCUAUCUUCUGAUUUCACCUCUUCUGCCUCCGAUCAAUAUGUUCUUGACAGUAUUUUCCAAAUUGUCGUUGAUUGUCGGAGCACAGACUUCCGCCGAGGGGAGGCAUAUCCCUUGUCCCAAGCCAACUGACCAGCUCCGUGCAAACCCAACCCUGGCCAUUUAUGGUAGUCAUGAUACCUUUACUUCCACCAAUAAGCUGCGUCAGUGGUCGGAGGAGCUGGCGCGCGUCCCCGGUAGUCAGUUCCAGUCGGCCGAAAUCGACGGGGCUGGACACUUCUGGAGGGAGCACGGUGCGGAGUCUGAGGCCAGAGCUACUCUCCGGGAGUGGUUGCGUCAGAUACAUUGA
Aspergillus steynii IBT 23096 is the source of this 1026-nucleotide messenger RNA. RefSeq lists its product as uncharacterized. The transcript has 2 exons. The coding region runs from base 1 to 1026 and encodes 341 amino acids. The record is from RefSeq and is a predicted model, not a curated record. Lineage: Eukaryota; Fungi; Ascomycota; Eurotiomycetes; Eurotiales; Aspergillaceae.